Messenger RNA from Lynx canadensis (Canada lynx), 2473 nucleotides. It is a transcript of the gene AGAP3, whose product is annotated as ArfGAP with GTPase domain, ankyrin repeat and PH domain 3. The record is from RefSeq and is a predicted model, not a curated record. Lineage: Eukaryota; Metazoa; Chordata; Mammalia; Carnivora; Felidae. Bases 9 to 1973 code for a protein of 654 amino acids. Gene Ontology annotation, biological process: proteasome-mediated ubiquitin-dependent protein catabolic process. The transcript has 12 exons. Gene Ontology annotation, molecular function: protein binding; GTPase activator activity. Gene Ontology annotation, cellular component: nucleus.
CUAGAGCCAUGAACUUCCAGGCGGGCGGGGGGCAGAGCCCGCAGCAGCAGCCGAGUCUGGCGGCGCCGGGGGGCGGCGGCGGUGGCGGCGGCGGCGCGGGGGGCGGCGGGCAGUUCGGCGGCGCGGGGCCGGGGGCCGGGGGCGGCGGCGGCCCCUCGCAGCAGCUGGCCGGAGGGCCCCCCCAGCAGUUCGCGCUCUCCAACUCGGCAGCCAUCCGGGCCGAGAUCCAACGCUUCGAAUCCGUGCAUCCCAAUAUCUACGCCAUCUACGACCUGAUCGAGCGCAUUGAGGACUUGGCGCUGCAGAACCAGAUCCGGGAGCACGUCAUCUCCAUCGAGGGUGAGCGGAGCCGGGGUCUGCGGGAGCUGGGGCGCGGUGGCCCGGUUCGGCCACGCUCUCCCCGUCUGGGGUCGUCGCUACCCCAGGGCGUGAGGGUGGUGUCGCCCCGGGGACAGGUGCGCUCAGAGCCGCAGAGAAAGAGGGCCGCAGAGGAACCGGCCUCAGUCCAGAUAGGGGACAGCCUGGGCACAUGGAACGUGCAGAUGCUGGGCCAAGGUGAACUCAGGAUCUGCGGGCCUGCCACCGUGGGCGCGGGCUGGGGAGUGUUCGGGACUGGGGAUUACAUGCAGAACAUCCACGGCAAGGAGAUCGACCUGCUGCGGACGACAGUGAAAGUGCCAGGGAAGCGCCUGCCCCGAGCCACGCCUGCCACAGCCCCAGGCACCAGCCCCCGGGCCAACGGGCUGGCCUUGGAGCGGAGUAACACGCAGCUGGGCGGGGGCACAGGUGCCCCCUACAUGGCCAGCAGCCCGGCCUGGGCGGCUGGCCCUCGCCCUGAGGGGCUGCACCAGCGCUCCUGCUCCGUUUCCAGCGCCGACCAGUGGAGUGAUGCCCUGCCCCCAGCCAGUGGCCCAGCUGAGGUGCUCAGUUCCAGCCCCAAGCUGGAGCCUCCCCCAUCUCCCCACUCCAACCGGAAGAAGCACCGGCGGAAAAAGAGCACCGGGACCCCCCGACCAGACGGCCCCAGCGGUGCUGCUGAAGAGGCGGAGGAGUCCUUCGAGUUUGUGCUGGUGUCCCUCACCGGGCAGACGUGGCACUUCGAGGCCUCGACAGCGGAGGAGCGGGAGCUGUGGGUGCAGAGCGUGCAGGCCCAGAUCCUUGCCAGCCUGCAGGGCUGCCGCAGCGCCAAGGACAAGACUCGCGUGGGGAACCACAACGCGGCCCUGGCCGUGCAGGCCGUUCGCACCGUUCGCGGCAACAGCUUCUGUAUUGACUGCGACGCCCCCAAUCCAGACUGGGCCAGCUUGAACCUGGGUGCCCUGAUGUGCAUUGAGUGCUCAGGGACCCAUCGACACCUGGGGGCUCACCUCUCCCGCGUCCGCUCCCUUGACCUCGAUGACUGGCCACCCGAGCUGCUGGCUGUCAUGACCGCCAUGGGCAAUGCCCUGGCCAACAGUGUCUGGGAGGGGGCCCUGGAUGGCUAUGCGAAGCCUGGGCCCGACGCCUGCCGAGAGGAGAAGGAGCGCUGGAUACGGGCCAAGUACGAACAGAAGCUCUUCCUGGCCCCGCUGCCGAGCUCGGACGUGCCGCUGGGACAGCAGCUGCUCCGGGCCGUGGUGGAGGACGACCUGCGGCUGCUGGUGAUGCUUCUGGCCCACGGGUCCAAGGAGGAGGUGAACGAGACCUACGGCGACGGGGAUGGGCGGACGGCUCUCCAUCUCUCCAGCGCCAUGGCCAACGUCGUCUUCACACAGCUGCUCAUCUGGUAUGGGGUGGACGUGAGGAGCCGGGACGCCCGGGGCCUGACUCCACUGGCCUACGCCCGUCGGGCCGGUAGCCAGGAGUGCGCGGACAUCUUGAUCCAGCAUGGCUGCCCUGGGGAGGGCUGUGGCUUAGCACCUACCCCCAACAGAGAGCCUGCCAAUGGCGCCAACACCUCUGCUGAGCUGCACCGAAGUCCUAGCCUUCUAUAAGGCCCAGGAAGAGGGCACAGGGGCCAGAAGGACUCCAUGGCCUGGGGCCCCUCCUCCCUACACGCACUGGGGGGAGCCAAGACAGAGAAAGGAAGGAGGAGAGGAAAUGAGGAAGAGUCAAACAGAAGAAGAGCCAAAUGAGAAAGACAGAGGGACCAGAGGAGACAUCUGGGAUUUGAGCUGCAGCAGAGGGGGAGUGGAGGUAUUUUAGCCCUCUACCCCACGGUGCCACUGAAAAGGGACAGGACCCUUUGGAGGUACCUGUGAGGAGAGGGGAGCAGGACCUCUCCCUCCUCCAGAUUCCUACCUUCUCCUGCCAGCCCCCUGCAAGCCUUCAUCCUAAAACGGAGCCUGGACGGAUAGGGCACAGGUUGGGGGGUGCUGGAUGAAAGAGACGAGGGGGUGAUCUGUGAGUCCGUGUAAAUUUGUACAUUGGAGUAUUUAUGUUUGUGUACAUAUCUGGUGUGUGUGAUGAGCCAGUAAACCAGACUGUGCGUGGC